Chlamydomonas reinhardtii is the source of this 2548-nucleotide messenger RNA. RefSeq lists its product as uncharacterized. The transcript is spliced from 8 exons. The coding region runs from base 110 to 1552 and encodes 480 amino acids. NCBI's taxonomy places the organism in Eukaryota, Viridiplantae, Chlorophyta, Chlorophyceae, Chlamydomonadales, Chlamydomonadaceae. The record is from RefSeq and is a predicted model, not a curated record. Gene Ontology annotation, cellular component: cytoplasm; cytosol. Gene Ontology annotation, molecular function: L-serine O-acetyltransferase activity.
CUGCUGUAUCAACCUACAUCACAGGGAGAUACCCACGACUAGACCGGCUCGCUCUGCGCUCCAAACGAGCAGAACUAAGCCGCCUCAUCGGGAAAGGAGACAUUCCAAAAUGAGCUUUCCAUGCUUAGGCUCAAAACACGCGCUGUCUGGCGCCUCAAGCCGAGCGCAGCAAAGCGUCGUCGCUCGGGUGUGGUUCGCUCGCGGAGGCAGCGGUCGCCGGUGUUCACCAGUGCUCGCGAGCAACACGGAGCCAGCCAGUUCGAAACCAUCAAAAGCAUCAAAUAACAAAAUGUCUCCGGAGGAUUCCAUAGAUUGGACGCGAGCGGGUGUGCCCGCCUACCUGCAGAGCAACGUCGACUUCAAUAUUUGCGGCGAGGAAUCGCAGGCGCUGACGCUUGGCCGCGCGGGCGAGAUGAUGUGGAAGCAGAUUCGCACUGAGGCCCAGGCGGACGCCAACAGCGAACCGCUGCUGUCUUCCUUCCUGUACGCAUCCAUCCUGGCGCACGACACGUUUGAGCAGGCGCUGGCGUUCGUACUGGCCAACCGCCUCGCCAACAGCACCAUGCUGUCCACGCAGCUGUUUGAGAUCUUCCACAACUUCCUCAGCAAAGAGCCUGACGUGCGCUGCGCCGCGCUGUCGGACCUUGCGGCGUGUCGCGAGCGCGACCCUGCCUGUAGCUCCUACAGCCACGCGCUGCUGUACUUCAAGGGCUACCACGCCAUUCAGACGCAGCGCAUCGCGCACGCGCUGUGGAACCGCAAGCAGAAGGUCAUGGCACUGGCGCUGCAGAGCCGCAUCUCGGAGGUGUUCGCGGUUGACGUCCACCCAGCGGCCCGCAUCGGCAAGGGUGUGCUGCUGGACCACGGCACGGGUGUGGUGAUCGGCGAGACGGCCGUCAUCGGCAACAACGUAUCAAUCCUGCAGAACGUGACGCUAGGCGGUACCGGCAAGGAGAUCGGCGACCGCCACCCCAAGGUGGGGGACAACGUGCUCAUCGGGGCCUGCGCCACAGUGCUGGGCAACAUCCCCAUCGGCGAGGGCGCGCAGAUCGCGGCUGGCUCGCUGGUGCUCAAGCCCGUGCCGCCGCACACCAUGGUGGCGGGCUCGCCGGCCAAGGAGGUGGGGCCGGUGGUCGGCAACCCCGCGCUGUCGAUGAUGCACUGGAGCCAGCGGCUUCUGAGUGCGGAAAGCAUGGACGGCGCCGGCGGCGUGGGCAUGAACGGCGUGCCAUUGGCCGCGGCCAUGGCCCCAGUGAACGGCCUCGCAAACGGGAUUGCAAAGCCGGCCGCCAAGGUGGCGCUAGGGAAAGCGGCGGCAGCGGCCGCCGCGGCGUCUGCCAGCGCAGCGCCCGCGUCUGCCGCUGCCUCGGUGCAGGCGGCAAAGAAAGCGGCCGCGAAGCUCGGCGGCGCGGCGAAGGCGGCGGCCGCUGGGUCGCCUGCAGCGCCGGCGGGCAAGGCGGGCACUCCCAGCGGGGACGUGUCUCAGAAGCAGGGGCGCGUGGCACGGAGUGAGGUUAUCCGGAAGAAGCCGGCGCCUGAGUAUGAGAUUUAGUAAGUGGGGCAAGGGUGUACGUGCGAGCUUGUAAGUUAGACUUAGGUAGGAGGUGGCUCGCGUGCGCGUAUACAUUGCGCCCCGGCGCUUGCGAGUAUGCGCGUGUGCGGAUGUUGGUAUGGAGGAGGUAGUCGUUGCAGCAGAGAGGGGAUUUGUGUUUCGCAGGAAGGAGAGCUUGCGUGAUAGGGGUACACCAACAGGAGUUAACGUGUUACUUCAUGGGGUCAUCGGUACACAUAAAAGGAUUCACGUCGGCUCGGCGUCUGCCGUGCGUGGCCAGGCAUACGGUGUGGCAGGAUAGGAGUGUUUGGCAUGACCGGGGUUUUAUGUGAUUUACGCUUAUGAAAGAACCAGUUGUGACGCGCGUGCUGCGGUUGCAUGAAUCUGUCGCAGUCGUAUGUGAUAAGGAGUCUCAUGGGCACCAACGUGUCAAUCGGGAGUGCUGGCAUUCGGACGCACAAAGGGUUAGAGCGUGUGUUGGCUGCGCUAAGCGAUCGUACUUUCACCGCACUUUGAUGCGUGUCUAGUCUUUAACCUGGAUGAAGCGUACGCCUUGGCGUACACGAGUUGGCGAAGCAUUGUUACCUACGACUUGCGCUUUGUUGACUGCGGCGCAUGUGAUCCUGCGAGAGCAAAUGGGCAAGCCAGUACGGUUGAAAUAUUUAUGCAUGCGUACACUCAUUAUUGACGUAUGCGGACUCAUGCUACAUCACAGUCUCACGGCGGCCCCAGCUGCCCCAUGGGCAUGAACCUGCAUGAACCCAUGGGCUCCGGGUGCCAGCCUGCCAGGUAUGAUCACACAGAAGCACUCACUGGGACUUCUCUAGAGUUAGCCGUGGCUGUGCUUCCAUUCUACAACCGUACUGAAGGCUGACUCCUUCUUUGGCACCAAAGCAGGGCGAGGCUUAGGCUGACAGCUGGGACAGCCCGGGACUGGAAGAAGACGGCAUGGCAACAGGAGGAGGGCCUUACAAGCGGAGAGAGCCAAAACGCACC